Messenger RNA from Chrysemys picta bellii (western painted turtle), 8173 nucleotides. RefSeq names its product adrenoceptor alpha 1A (gene ADRA1A). Gene Ontology annotation, cellular component: plasma membrane. The record is from RefSeq and is a predicted model, not a curated record. Lineage: Eukaryota; Metazoa; Chordata; Testudines; Emydidae. Gene Ontology annotation, biological process: positive regulation of MAPK cascade; cell-cell signaling; positive regulation of vasoconstriction. Gene Ontology annotation, molecular function: alpha1-adrenergic receptor activity.
AGGGAUACUGCCUGCUACAGCAGCAGAGCAGUAAAGUUGCUGCUGCUUCUUGACAGUGUGGCGCUGAACAUUGCAAGUGGUAGCGAGCAGAGGUUUCAGAGAAGCUGGCCCCAAGCCCCUCAGCCAUUGGGACACAGGGAAUUAGUGUAAUUGUGAGUCAUCAAAACACAAGGGGAGUUAAAAAGGGGGUGAAAGGCUGUUUGGAAUCUCCGGCAGAGUUCCCCAUCCCUGCAUGCAGAGAGGAGACUGCAGUGCUGUGCUGUGGGCUGGCUGUGAAUGUCCUUCCCAGAUGCUCAGCAACAGGAGAUGUGCAGCCUUCCAGGAGGUGGGCCCCAUGUCAGGGAAGAGCACGGUAUCAAGGUGAAAACCUCCCCUUUCCUUUUGAGCCUACAACAAGCUGGUGUUAAUAAGCCCAGAUCCUCAGCCUAGGGGACCAAGUGGCAAGACAACAAUUUUCCCAGAGGUUCAUAAACUUCUGAUCAACACGUCAAGACCAUGAAGCCUGCUAUAGAUGAGCAUCCUUCAGCUGGAAAAUCACAGAGAUGAUAGGGCAUCAUUACCACUGCCGAGGUUUCUACAAAGCCAGGUGCGAAAUAGAAUUGCAACACAGAGAAGGCCAGCAAAAGUGUCACCAACUUCCUUUUAGGAGGAAUCCAAAUUAAGACACUGGGGAUUUUUACAUUAUUCCCUUCAACUCUACAAACUGAGUCUUACGGUCUCCAAAAAGCAGGAAUGAUUUUGGCACUGCAGCUCCAUUUCUCCUGAGACAGUUAUCCUGGAAAGUAGGAGAGAUGUCCUCAUUGGUGCCCCUACUUUACACCAUACAGCUGAGACCCCUGCAUCCCAGGAAGAAUCCAAAGGAGGCCAGACUUGGAAAGGCUUCAAAAUUGGGGCUAUGUUGCUAAUUAGCUGCCAAAAGCCACCAGAAGAGCAGAAGCUUAGAGAGAAUUUUAUGGAUUUUCCAUUAUGUUUCUGGAUCGGUUGCUUAUCCUGGUUUUGUGUUUCUAAGGCAUUAUUAUUUUUGUUAUUAUUAAUCAUUAUAAUACCUUUUACCAACGGAGCUGGGAAAAUGUUGCCUGCAAAACCUUCAAAGAGUCGAUCUCAGCACUGUAAGCAGUAGAAAGUCGAGUGCAGCACAAGAGUUGGAUGAACUUAAUCUGCCAGCGACAAUGGUUUUCCUCCCUUUAAAUUCCUCUGACUGUUCAAAUUGCACCCAGACUGUGGGGAUAGUGAACAAUUUUAAGGCCAUAUUAUUAGGGGUUAUUUUAGGGGGGCUGAUUAUUUUUGGGGUGCUGGGUAAUAUUCUGGUUAUCCUCUCAGUAGCCUGCCACAGACACCUUCAGAGUGUCACCCAUUACUACAUAAUCAACCUGGCUGUUGCGGACUUCCUCUUAACUUCCACUGUCCUGCCUUUCUCAGCAAUCUUUGAGAUUUUGGGCUACUGGGUCUUUGGGAGGAUCUUCUGCAACAUCUGGGCAGCUGUCGAUGUCCUAUGCUGCACGGCAUCCAUCAUGAGCCUAUGUAUCAUCUCUAUAGACAGAUACAUUGGGGUGAGCUACCCACUGAGAUAUCCAGCUAUAGUGACAGAAAAGAGGGGACUCCUGGCUCUGCUAAGUGUCUGGGCUUUGUCUCUGGUGAUCUCCAUUGGACCGCUCUUUGGCUGGAAGGAGCCAGCUCCAGAAGAUGAGACCAUCUGUCAAAUCACUGAAGAGCCUGGCUACGUAUUGUUCUCUGCUUUUGGCUCCUUCUACCUCCCCUUGACCAUCAUCUUGGUGAUGUACUGUAGAGUGUAUGUGGUGGCCAAAAGGGAAAGCAAAGGCCUGACUUCUGGCUUGAAAACGGAGAAAUCUCAUUCUGAAGAGGUGACCCUCCGGAUCCAUCGCAAAAACACCUCGGUACGGAGCAGAUCUGCAUCCUGCACAAAGAACAAAACGCACUUCUCAGUGCGUCUCCUGAAGUUCUCCAGGGAAAAGAAAGCAGCCAAGACCCUGGGGAUAGUGGUGGGGUGCUUCAUACUGUGCUGGCUUCCUUUCUUUAUAGUCAUGCCUAUUGGCGUUUUCUUUCCUGCACUCAAGCCCUCAGACACGGUUUUUAAAAUAACGUUUUGGCUUGGGUAUUUGAACAGCUGCAUCAACCCGAUCAUCUACCCGUGCUCGAGUCAAGAGUUUAAAAAAGCAUUCCAAAAUGUCCUACGAGCCCAGUGUUUCACCAGAAAGCAAGCAGCCAACAAGCAUUCCCUUAGCUUCAAUCUGAACCAGCCAGCUAGCCCCAGUAUGGACGGUGCCAAGGAUGUUGUCCGUAUCCCUGUAGGAUCGGGGGAAACCUUCUAUAGGAUUUCCAAGUCCAAUGGGGUCUGCGAGUGGAAGAUUUUCUCCACCAUGCAAAGCAUGUCUACAAAAAGUGCAAUCUCUAAAGACAAGUCCAGCUGCGCCAGAGCCAAAGUGAAGAGCAAAGGUUUCCUCAGGACAUGCUGCUGUACUGGCACAUCAAGGAGCGUCGCUCGGGAGAACCUUAAAGUGCCAACCAUUAAAAUACACACUAUCUCCCUCGGUGAAAACGGGGAGGAUGUCUAAGGGAUCGAGAUCUCUAAUGGGACUGGGGAGGAGGAGGGGAAUCUUUACAUGCAACUGUUCAGCUCUGGCAACCCUGCUCUGCUGGCAUAGUUCUGCGAGCAGGAAGUUGUUCUUCUUAAUGGGAAGUAGGGAUGGAUGCUGAAGUAGGGGGAGUGGCCUGAAUCAAAGGAGUAGCAUGUCAUAACACAGUGUGGGUCAAAGCUUUUUAGAACUGAAGUCAUUGAGAGUUGUGGACUUGAUCCAAAGCCCAUUGAAGUCAAUGGGAAUCUUUCCAUUUAUUUUAAUGGCCAUUGAAGCCCCGAAGCACCUUUAAGCACCGGCCCCUUGAAAUGACUGUAACAUCAUUUCCCUACCAUUUAAAGGCUUUGAUUUUCACUGUCUCUUCUUUUUAAAGCUCCAGCGAUUCUGAUUUUGAAGUGCAAUCGGGUGGAGGGAGGGGGACAAGAACAUCUAAUGCAUCUUGCAAGAGAGAAUUAUAAAUAUACCAUGAUGGUUUCAGCAUGGGUACAUUCGGAGAGCUCUAACUUUAGAGCCACUUCAUGAUAUAAACUUUUUUUUUAGUGGUUGGACCCGUUGACCCAACAGCAACAGAAGUUAAGGGAAAGGGGGAAAGAAAGCAUUCAUUGGAAUGUUAUGUAUCUCUGAAUGGUCUCAGUUAAGGGAGUUCUGACAUGAAGACUUUUCAACUUCCGAUCACCUCUGCUGCUCAAUUAUGGUCCAGUCCUUAGAGACAGUGAGCACAGUAGAUUCCUGCUGACGCAAAUAGGGAUUUGACAACACAUUGGGUCAGAUCCAUAGUUGGUGCAGAUCAGUGUAGUUCUGUUGACUUCAGUGCCAAUGGAACUACGUUGAUCUACACCAGCUGGGGAUCUGGCCCUCUGUGACUUGCAGAAGUCCCCUGACCCCAAAGCUGUCUGAAGUUCAGUGGGUUCAGCUUUCAGGGCUUGGUGAGGAUAUUCCCUUCUGCUUUGUGUUUUGGAGUCUAGUAAAUUCCAUCUCAAGGAAACACUUGAUGAAAGGGGGUGAAUUUCACCUCGUUUCAGAAACUUGCCACAAUGUUCUUUUCUUUUUUAAACACACUGGUCAUCCCAGACUCAUUCAAAAUGUUUCUGAACCUUAAUGCUUUUAAACCAAAACUCGAAACCAGGCAAGAUGUGUGUAUCAUGUGGUUUCCGGGAGACCUUUGUACUCAGUCAUAUUUUCCAGUCUCUAUAAGGUCCAGGGGGGGCCAUUUAAAAGUUCAACACUUCCUGCUCCAGCUUCUUGCCAGAGCCACAAAAUCUUCCUAUGAUGUAGCACAAGAGUCGCAGAUGUCAGGCUGCCCUGCUGUGUAUUUGUACUGCAUUCUCUUCUUAAUGCCUUCUCUGCAAUGUACUGAGCCUCUCACACGGCUCUGAGCACUAGGCUGUUCAUUCCUAUUCAAAUCAAUGGGAGUUACAUGCACAAAUGAGUUAAGGAUGUACCCCAAUGAGAAUGGGCCCUCCCUUGUAGAUGUGGGUGAAAAAAGCAUUCGGGAGCCUGUUAUAUUUUCCUGUAGCUAUUCAAACAAAUAAGCAAUUCAGGAGUUGAAAGAAACGGUGGGAGGAAUUAUUUGCACAAUAUCAGAAAUAAGCAGCUCAUAACAUAAUUACCCACUGAGCCUGCCAAGUAAUAACGCAGCUUCCUUGGCAUGAAGCAUUGACGUCUUUCCCAGUAUGGAAGAGCCAGUUACUGUGAGGCACUGAACGCCUAUUGAUUUGAAUGGGAAUUAUAGGUGUCCAGCACAUUGAGAGGACAUUUGGAAUUUUGCAGGGCAGGGCUUUGAAAAGGCACCGAAUAAUAUUGAUGAGGAAUCAUUAUUCAUUCAUCUCUCAUUCAAUAAUAACUCCUACAUUUGGCAGUGUUUGAUCUCCCCCCAUGGCUUUCAUUUAUGCAUCCCUAAGACACUUGUUAGCUUCUGAGAACCCACGUGUCACCAUUGGGUCCUUACAAAUUGUCUUGGAGACUUUGCAAAACUAGAAUUUACAGGGUCGCUUCACAUAGGUCUGGCAGCGUAAAGCAGCCUUGAGGUGAGUGUAAAUGUAAUUUGCACCCACACUGAGGCUCCUUUACACAGCCAGAGUGGUAUAAAGCAGUCCUAGUGGAAAUGAGAAUCGAGACCAAAGUAAACAAGCAGUAAAAACAGCUACCUAGGAACACCAUUUUUUGUUCAAUAAACUCCCAAUCAAACCAUCAUCGCACCUUGGGGGCAAGUUCACAAAGGUAUUUAGGCACCGAAAGAUGCAGAUUGGCACCUAGUUGGAGUUACAAAAAUGCCUAAGUGAGUUAGAUGCUUAACUCCCAUUGACUUUAGGUACCUAAUCAGCUCAGGCACUUCUGUAAAAUCUAAUAGGGGCCUAUCUGCAUAUUUAGGCACCUAAAUCUGGCCUUUGGUGUCCGACCACCGGAGAUCAGAUUCCAACUGUCCUCACAACAAACUUGCUCACAAACAAUCUAGAAGCCAUGAAUUAUUUGCCCAAAUGAAGUCAUUCUGAAUGAUGAAUUCAAGAAAAUUUGCAGACUAUUCACAGAGGCAAAAUUGUCCAACUUAAAUUUUUACUCUGCUCGACUCUGAAUGCAUUAAAAUCGUUGUUUAAGAUUACUGAACUCACAGUUGUUAACACAGUACAAAGUGCCCAAUCCCAUUGAGGCAAGAUCCUUGCUACCGAUCUCAAAGGGAUCAAAGUGAAACCUGUAAAAGGAAGGCGGGGGGAGGAGGGGGAGGGAGGGAAGGGGAAUGUGCUUGUUUGCAGAUCAAAUUGCUGGUAUCAGUUCAGAUAAUGCCAGUGUGUUUCAAAGAUUUCACAAAAGUGGAGAGGCAUGAACCAUCUUGAGAAGCUGGCAUUUUCUUUCCUCUAUAACAAUCAAGAGCACUUUGGGCCCUCUACGGGUGCCUGUCAUUUUCCACUCAACUGCCAUUGCCUCAAAUAAGUGUUUUGUGUGAGUUUACAGGUGCUGAAAGAAUACAGUGUGUUCACAGCAAAUUUGCAAGGUGGCAGUUGACCUACUAGGGGUGAUCCCGAGGAGUGUAGAUUCUGCUUCACUCCUCAUCUUAAAACAGUUUGCAGAUUUUCUUAAGCAGCUAGGCAAGAGGCAAAACAUAGGCCUACCAAUGUGCUUGUUUCCUCUAUAUGAUAUGUCGGGAACAUGAGUUGUGUACAGGUUUGUGACGUAAGCAGGGGAGAAGCAAUUUGCAGUGGCAUGUGGUCCAAAUCCCUGUAGGAACAGGGGAACCUUCCAAAAGAUUUCCAAAAACAAUCACAUAUUCCAAACCUGAGAUGUUACGGAUGGCAUACAAAUAGGUCACUUCUGGAUGGAAGUCAAAUUUUCAAAACAAGGAAUAGAGUAAACCAAGAAAAGGGCUAAUUCGUGAACACUUCCUGUAACGUAAUCAUUACUCACUUGAUAAUCCCAGUAAAAUUAACGGGACUAAAGGACUGCAGGAUCAAGCGAUUAAUGGCUGUCCUCAUUACUAGGAUCACUGAUCAUAAUGGGGAGCCAAAGUUCUCCAGAUAAAUGACCAAACAGCCAACCAUGCACCCAGUGAAACUUAAAGGGAUCUUCAUUAGGCUGCUGCUGAGAUUCCCUUUCUUGCCUCUAAUUUGCACCACCCAAUACCAUUGCUUUUCAACCUUCAGGCCUCUGAGCGGUAGUCCUUUAGAUUGAUCACUGUCACAACGUUUUGGGCACCCAUCUAACCCUCCCAGGGGGCUGCCUACCAGCCUGCCAAUGGUGAUAGAAUGUUGCUGCAGAUUAAGGACAGGCCUCUUAUUACCAGCUGAGUUUAGGUAGAAAUUCUGUUAACCUAGCAGCGUUAGGGCUCAUAUCCUCUGAGGACCAGCUGUGUGAGGCCCCGUUGACCCCAAUUGAGCAAGCUUCAUAUUCUCUCCAGUAGAGGAUAGUGGUACAAAUACACACUAUCCUGUAUGUUAUAGCACAAUUGGGAUACUCUCUGGGAAUACGACUUGUUUUGGGAAAGGGUGAUCUAGAGUCCGUGACAUAAUUACUGCUGCUAUUUAGCGCUUCAAGCAUACUAUUUAGUAGUGGUAUAAUUGCUAAUCUUGUUGACAUUAAUUCAUUUCUCUUUCCACCUAUAAAGAUGCUACCUAUAAAUAGAGGUUGACAGUACACUUGAGCUGUCCAGCAUGAGAGCUAAAUUAAAUUAUAAGAAGGGCAGUGCUGAGGUUUUUCCAAUUCACCAAAGCUUCAUUGUAUUCUGCAGGUCAGUAAAUGACACUUCAUAGCUUUCUUUGCACUGAGGGACUGAGGCAACGAGUUUAGUUGAUUGGACUAAUUAAACACAGCCAUUUGUUCAGUUCUCCCAUAUGAAUGUUUUAUAAGAAAACUGGAGAAUAUCUUAAAUAGUUUUAAUUAGAGAUGGGAUCAGAUCAAAACCCUGGAUCUGAACCUCUCUGACUUUCAAAUGGUAUAUAGGCCUGGACCCCAAAUUUGUGAGACUAGCCUAUUUGUCGUUAAACCACCCUUUAGAACUGAACUGAACCUUUCCAAAGAUUUUGAAAUAAAGUCCAGGAUUUGAAACCAGCAAGUGUUGAAAUACACCAUGAAAACAUUUAUUCUCAUGGUAUUUCAAGCCAAGAUGAGAAGCAGAAGAGAUGGAAAUCUCACAAGAAAGCCCUGCUCUUGCGAGGUUCCCAGCCAAGUUUUGCAAUCUCAUGGGGUUCAAAUAUUUUGGAUACCAAACCUGAACUCUAAAACAUUUGAAAAGUGCCCAUCAGAGUUUCUUAACAUGAACAUUACUGGCUAGAGCUUGAAAUCUUCAGAAGUUGGACGCACAGUCAAAGCCUACGUGACAUCAAGUUACUGACCAAUAACAUCAGAUGGACAAACUGUUUUCGUCACUCAUCUCCUCACGUCUUCUGGACUGCACGGUUUACACUGUUGCUUUUUCAGAAAUGUAUAUUUUUAUAUGCUGUAAAACAGGGGAUUAUUGUACAGCUAUAAAUAGGCUGGAGCAAAUGGGACAAUAAUUUCAGAGUAAUCCUAAAAUAAUGUUAUAUUAAAAACCUGAGAUGUUAUUCAAAAGAUGGCACCAUGUUCAGGUGGUAUAAAAACAGACAGGCAGUCAGGGUCAUCUCUGGCUCAGAAUGCUCCUAGAUGUGAAAGUCAAAGGCCAGAAUGAUUAAGCGUUUAACCCCAAAAGUUCCUCUUCAGCCUUGUUGAGAUACUGAGAAUUGCCUCCCAUGUAAACAAUGGCUAUUUUACUGUUGGGACAUGAUCACUCAUAGUCCAGUCUCUCAAUGCACUACAUCCCAAGAGUAAACUAGAAGAGGACCUUCUGGGACAAAACCCCAAAUCCGGAAUGGCAGGAGGUCAUUAGAAACUGAUGUGGCGGGGGGGAUGGUAUCUCUCCACCAGAGCUGCUACUCCCUGCCAGUCUGCUUGUCGAGCUCAGAAUCUGAACUUAGAUUCUCUGCACAGCAGUGUAACCAGAUAGUUACUAGUCUGCUUGGCCUGAUUUAAACACCUCCCAUGGAGAGGGAGAGGCUGAGGGAACUGGGCUUGUUUCGUCUGCAGAAGAGAAGAGUGAGGGGAGAUUUGAUCGCAGCCUUCAACUACCUGAA